AGAAACAGAAAUACUAUGCUGCCAACACGAGAACCAAUUAACGUGAACUAUAAGUACCAAAGGCCUGAUCUUCAGUCGUUCAGUGGAUUCCGUGAAGAUCUCAACAUGCUCUGGCUGCACCUUGCUCUUGUUUUUCUAGCCUUUUGGCUUUUAUAUGUAGAUCCCAUAGAAUCUGAAGCAUUCGAUCUACAGGAUCAGAUGGCUGAGAUUUUAUUGGAAGAGCGCAAAGAGAUCUGCCUCAUACCCCGUACUUCCUACGGUAAUUGCAAAGGAAAGCGCAGAAUGUGGCACUACGAUGCCCGUCGAAAUAAAUGCCGGACGUUUAUUUAUUCGAAUUGUGGCGGAAACCAAAAUCGCUUCUACACCCACAAGGAAUGCAUGGAAUUCUGCGGCAACUACAAUUUGAAAAGAUUUUUGGACAACUAAUAGACUUUAAUGAAUGAUUUUUCUCGUCCAUAUAUAUUGAUAAUAAUAUUAAUAUUAUUAUAAUUGGCUUUGCUUGAAUUCAGACUAUGGUUGCUGUCCAAGAAUUAAAAUCUUUAGGCAACAAUAUGGUUUUUAUUAACGUUUUCAAUAAAAAUUAUAACUUGAUUAUUGUCUA
Drosophila obscura is the source of this 601-nucleotide messenger RNA. RefSeq names its product kunitz-type protease inhibitor 2. The record is from RefSeq and is a predicted model, not a curated record. The transcript has 3 exons. NCBI's taxonomy places the organism in Eukaryota, Metazoa, Arthropoda, Insecta, Diptera, Drosophilidae. Gene Ontology annotation, molecular function: serine-type endopeptidase inhibitor activity. The coding region runs from base 16 to 426 and encodes 136 amino acids.